AACAAGGGAGCAGAGAAGGGGUUUGACAUGAACGUGAUGGCUGCGUGGCAGAAGGGCUACACUGGUGCCGGCGUUGUCGUCUCCAUCCUCGACGACGGAAUUCAGACGGACCAUCCAGAUCUCGUCGACAAUUACGAUCCGAAGGCUAGUACGGACAUCAAUGACAAGGACGAUGACCCAUACCCUCAGGACAACGGUGACAACAAGCAUGGCACACGCUGUGCCGGCGAGGUCGCCUCCAUGGCUGGCAAUGACUACUGUGGUGUGGGCGUCGCCUACAAGUCAGGCAUAGGAGGCGUGCGCAUGUUGGACGGCGAUGUGAACGAUCACGUAGAAGCCAGCGCUCUCAGCCUCAACCCGCAGCACAUCGACAUCUACAGCGCGAGCUGGGGACCCGAGGAUGACGGACGCACCGUCGACGGACCAGCGAAACUCGCCACGCAAGCCUUCAUCAGCGGCGCAGAGAAGGGACGCAAUGGCAAGGGCUCCAUCUUCGUGUGGGCGUCUGGGAAUGGUGGUCUCCAUGGUGAUAACUGUAACUGCGAUGGCUAUACUAACAGCAUCUACACGCUGUCGAUCAGUAGUUCAAGCCAACGCAACAGAAAGCCCUGGUACCUGGAAGAAUGCACAUCAACUCUCGCCACAACCUACAGCAGUGGGCAGGAAGGCACUGACAAGGACAUUAUGACGACAGAUUUCAAGGAUAAGUGUACGGAGCGUCACACGGGCACGUCAGCGUCGGCUCCCCUCGCCGCCGGGCUGUGUGCGCUCGCGCUCGAAGCAAACCCGGACAUCACGUGGCGAGACAUGCAGUACGUCGUACUGAUAACAGCAAACCCAACGCCGCUGCUAGAACAUGGAGAGUUCACGGAGACGGCCAGCGGUCGCAAGGUGAGUCACAUGUUUGGCUAUGGCAUGAUGGACGCCGGGGCGAUGGUGGCGCUAGCAGAACAGUGGACCACCGUUCCCGAGAAACACAUCUGUAAGACGAAGGUGGACAUGACCCAGCACACCAUCCCGGCGAAGGGGGCGCUAGUAGUGCACCUGGACGUCGAUGGCUGCGCCAAGAUGGCCGACCAACAUGUGCGCUACCUAGAACACGUGCAGACGCAUGUUACCGUCGAAUUCCAUCGCCGCGGCGACCUGAACAUGAGGCUCAUCUCACCGAUGGGAACUAAGUCUACGCUACUGGGCAGUCGGCGUAGAGACAGCUUCAGCGAGUUCAAGGACUGGCCCUUCCUCAGCGUCCACUACUGGAGCGAGAAUCCAUCGGGGCAGUGGAGCCUGGAGCUGACCAACGUUGGCGACUCAUUCAACCACGGCACGCUCAAGUCCUGGUACAUAGUGUUCCAUGGUACGGCCAUCAAUCCAGUCCGCAUAAAGAAGGACGUUCAGCUGACCCUGACAACUCUACAGGGUGGCGGUGCAAACAGAGUAGACACUUCCUACAACAUGGAGAAUGGACUGUGUGUCAGCAUGUCCGGAGGGGGAGUACACACAGGGGCUGAGUCUACACUCUGCCUGCCAUGUCACAGCUCGUGUGUGACAUGUUCAGGCGGGUCGGAGAGAGAGUGCCUGAGCUGUCCCGACCAUUACUACAGUGAGAACGGCACCUGCACCCUGCACUGUUCACCUAGCUUCUACGAGGACGACGAGCAAUCAACGUGUCUCAG
This is a messenger RNA of Priapulus caudatus, 1673 nucleotides long. Its product is annotated as furin-like protease 2. Gene Ontology annotation, biological process: protein processing. Lineage: Eukaryota; Metazoa; Priapulida; Priapulimorpha; Priapulimorphida; Priapulidae. Gene Ontology annotation, cellular component: trans-Golgi network; Golgi membrane. Gene Ontology annotation, molecular function: serine-type endopeptidase activity. The record is from RefSeq and is a predicted model, not a curated record.